Molecule: messenger RNA, 1888 nt
Organism: Pogona vitticeps (central bearded dragon)
Lineage: Eukaryota; Metazoa; Chordata; Lepidosauria; Squamata; Agamidae
Product: monocarboxylate transporter 13
Biological process (GO): monocarboxylic acid transport; transmembrane transport
Molecular function (GO): monocarboxylic acid transmembrane transporter activity
Source: RefSeq, a predicted model, not a curated record
CCUCUUCCGGCUCUACCGUUUUGUGCUUCUGGGAUGACUUGUUUUCUUUCCGCUGCUCAAAUAUUUCUUUCCUGUGAAAAACGCACCAGGUUUCAUGGCUCCUCGCGAAGACCUGCCAGCCCCGGACGGCGGAUGGGGCUGGAUGGUGGUCCUGGCCGCCUUCAUCCAGAGCGCUUUGGUUUUUGGGGUGAUCCGCUCUUCAGGCGUCUUCUUCGUGGAAUUCGUGGCUCAUUUCCAGGCGUCGUCCGGCGCGGUCUCCUGGGUCAUGGCGCUCGGGGUCACCGUCCUGCAGUUUGGAAGCCCCGUGGGCAGUGCCCUCAGCGCCAACUACGGGACUCGCCCGGUCGUGAUGGUUGGAGGUUUCCUGGCCGGGCUUGGCUUCCUGGGGGCUUCUUUUUCCGCCACCCUCACUCACCUGUACCUGAGCAUCGGCCUGGUCACAGGGCUAGGCUGGGCGCUGGUCUUCACCCCAUCCAUGGCCGCCGUGUCCCGUUACUUCGAGAAGCGGCGGGCACUCGCCAUGGGGUUGGCUGUUUCCGGAGCCGGCAUCUCCUCCCUGGUCUUCUCCCCGCUCUUCCAGUGCUUGGUCGACGUGUACGGCUGGCGAGGGGCCCUCCUGAUGGUGGCUGGGAUGUCUCUGAACCUGAUGGUGUCGGGGGCUCUCCUACGGCCCUUGGCUGCGGAAGGGGACCGAGGUGGAUCAGAGGAGGCCCCGGGUUCCAGCUGGCCGGGGACGCUGGCCUCUCUCUUUGCCCUCGAGCUGCUGAGGCAGGGCCCUUUCCUGCGUUACAUCGUGGUCUGCAUCCUGGUUGAUGUCGGGUAUUUCGUCCCCUACGCCCACCUGGUGGCUCACGCGAGGGAAGUGGGAUGUGACGAGUACGAAGCUGCCUUCAUCAUGGCUUCUGCUGCAGUGACAGACAUGGCUGGGCGGAUCUUUGCCGGUUGGCUGGCAGAUGCUGGGCUCCCCGGCCGCCUCGUCCACCAUCUCACCCUCUGGACGGUCUUGACGGGCAUUUCGUUGGCUCUGCUCCCGCUGGGGCGUGGAUUUUCCUCCCUCCUGGCCCUCGGCCUUUGGUACGGGUUCGUUGCCGGUGGAUUGGUCCCGCUUCAGUUCACCAGCCUGGUGGAGAUCGUGGGCACCGGCUACGUGCUUGGUGCCAUCGGGCUCAUGAAUAUGCUGGAAAGCGUGGGGGCGUUGCUGGGGACCCCCCUCUCAGGUUGGCUGAGGGACCUCACAGGGACUUACACGCUCUCGUUUGUCACGGCCGGAGCGUUUCUCUUGGCUGGCGGCUUGGUCCUGGCCACCUUACCCAACUACUUUUCCUGCCGCGCCAGGCCCUUGGCCACGCCGACGGAGGGCUCCCGGCCACCUCCAGGCCACCAGGCUUGUGAGCCAAGAAUUUAACUCUUCUUCUCCGACCGAAAGGAAGACGUUGUCAGAGGCGGGUCCGCCGGUCCUAGGAGGCACACAUCCCAGAGGCUGGUUAGCACAAGGAGGUCUCUUUUUUCCUCCUUAAUUCUUCCUGAAGAAAGCGAACGGGAGAUGAAGAACCGAAACGUGACUGGACAGAGCCCUAAAGAGGCAUUUGGGCACCUCCGGGGCAAACAGCUUCGUUUCUGGCCCAUUCUGCCCUCAGAGGCUUGCACAAGCCUUCACCAAGUGAAAGGAGGAACAGAAUGUGGUGCCCACUAAAUGAAAAUUUUAAAAUGUAUGCUUUUAACAAUAGCAGCAGCAAGAGUAAAGGACCAGGGGAUAAGGCUAAGACAGGACGGCUGCUUUUUUUCCUUACCACUCACUAUUAAAUUCAUGUCUGGAUCUUUGAGUUCUCUGACAUUUGGCAUCUUUUAACGCCAUAAGGAUUUACCCAAUCCUUGUAUCGGUCCCAAC